AUGCAUAAAUCCGCUGAUCACGACGCUCCUUCAGACCAUGGGAACCCAUCGGAUGAUGCACUUGACCACGAAUCGACAGCCACAUUCAAAUCAUCAUGCAUUCUUUCAGUGCAUGACAGCUCGUCUUCAUCCAACGUGUUGGUCAACGAGAGCAUCUUACCCAGCGGGAUCGCGAUACCGGGAGAUUUGUUGCAAAUCCGAUAUGUGCCAUCAAGUGCUGAUGGCCGAAACAGUCGCGAUGCUGGAAAACUUCGGGGGACCUCAAGUGGUAACUAUGGCAAUACCUACCACUUCUUCGCUCAGUUUGCUACGUCGGAGCAGCUGCAAAAGCUGCCAAACUUACAGAUCUCAAUACCCAAGGCGCUUGCAGACUCGCUCCGAAUGUCCAAGGGCUCGUCAGUCACGCUAUCGAAAGCGGAUGAAGUUACCUCUCGAGCAUCUCACGUAGAAUUGAUCUUUCGAGAUCAAUACCUUGCCAGAGGGGAUAUGUGGCGACUCACCAACAGACUUCUCGCCGGCCAAUGUAUCUACGCUGGGCAGAAAAUCGAGUUCAUGGGUACAAUUAGGGCAGUCAUCAAAGCCAUCUUCGUGGAUGGUGCAAAAGUCACCUCAGCCGUGUUUCAUCCAUCCACCAAACCGAUCUUUCGUAGCGAGUCCGCUCGUUACGUUCUUUUCAUUCAGAUGUCUCGAGAAAUGUGGGAAUUCGACACUACAGGCACGGGCGAAAUCAUGUUUGACAAAGUCGUCAAUGGCUUUCUGCCGGAGCUGUUCAAAAGAUGGAGAGAUAUGCAGGUUAGACAUCUUGUCACCAUUGUCCUUUUCACGAGACUGCAGUACGACAAGAGGCCUCUGACGAAGUCCGCAGAUGGACUUGCCAAGAACGCGCAACAGCCCGAUUUGGACGACGCGCAUUCGAAAGAUUACUACCGUAUUGUAGCUACUGACGUGGCCAGUAUUGAAUCCGCAAACAUCUUGGAACGCCUGAAACAGGAGUUCCAGACCUUUCUACCGGACGUACUGACUAAAGCACCAACAUCAGCCGAUUAUGUACCCUUGGGCUCAGAAGGCCUACGAGCGGCCUCUGUAGAACUACCCGUCGACAUAGUCUCGGGUAGACCUACCGUAGCCUCUCAGGGAAAUAUUCUCGAAGCCAUAAACCUUGCCUCGUCCCAAUUUUCCUCCGAUUACAUUGAUCGGGACCUCAUUAGGACUGGCGUCUCCAUUGUUGUACUCUCUCCAGGACCUGGCCUCUUUGAAGUUGACUACAGAUUACUGAUUCAUACGACAGAGAACCUGACGGAUAACGGCGUUGGGAUCGAUCUUGUCUGCUUGUCACAAAUGCCGUUGCAUUCUGUGCCUCUUUUCAGAUACUCCCAGCCUAGCGAAAAUGACAGUCAGAGAGGCUCCGCGAAUGCAAGCUUUGAGAGCACGCCGACACACAGCUAUUCGAAUACUAUGAGCUUUGGCACCCCCGUAUCGGAUGUGGCCGGCAUAAAAGAGGGCCACAAGACGCGAACAAGCAAGGGACAAUGGCAAUACGGAAUCCCGCAUUGGGUUGAUGUCUCCUACUGGACCACCAUAGCUUCUGAUCCAACCUUCGCAGCAACUGCUCGAUCAAAGCAUCCAAAGUCGCGCGCGAAAUAUGCUUUGUUUCCACUCAAGGAGUUCAAGUCUCGAAUACGGAUGUAUGAGCUACAGAUGAUGGGUAUCACAGAGGACGCUUCCAGCAACAUAUCAAUUCCAUCUCUAUCUAGACCUUCGCAAUCAGUUUCCGCUACUAACGAAGACUCUGCGGUAAGUGGCAAGCCCGCCGAGGAAGAAACUUUGCCAAGGGCACUCUCAUCGUCUAUAAGUCGAGCCGAAGCCAUACAAAGUGCGAUGAAACCAAAUAGGUCGCUUGCGUCAUCUGAAGCUGGUAUCUCUGAGGAUAUUGAAAAUGGAGCAGAAAUUGUUGACUGGAUGGACACUUAUGACAGCCUCGCUUUUCGUGAUCAUCGAAUUAAGCAGAGCCCCCGAGUUCGUACGUCUCCAGUCGAGGUCAGACCGAAGAAGCGUAGUCUUCUAGCUGCAUCCCACAGAGCUCAACAUGUUCUAGGAACCAAGCAUUUGUUGUCAAGUAGUGAUUUCGCCCAGAAUCUUAAAGUCAAAAAUAUUGCCUCAUCGAGCAUACCGAGUCGCAGCGGUGGAAACUCGAGUGUCACUCUAAGCAAUAAAAGGUCUAAAGAGCAGCCGAAUCCUCUAGCUCGCAACAUCAGUUUUGGUCCCCAGGGCUUACGACUUGGCACCCCAUCGGCCGCUGUCGCGAUCGCAAGCGCGGAUGUAGCCGUGGGUCGUGAUAUGAAGGCUAGGCAUGGAAGACAGCAAUCGCACCCUAAAGGCCAUGCACACGGCUCGAAUUCAUUCUCGAGAUCAGAUGUAGUUGAUCGGAAUAGCAAAUUAGAUCAAGUGACAUCAGAAUCUGGAGAUCCUUCAGCAAAUAUGCAUGAGGACACCUCAUCAGGAAUGUCCGACCCGGACACUUCUAGACCAAUACCAAUUCGUAAAGAUACAGGGCAAGUGAAUAGAGAUCGGAGGAGAAGCAUCUCGUCAGAUGAGGAUACCCAGACACCACAGGAUCGAGUCGCAAUCCUCAAAGAUGUACGAGUAAGAAAGUUUAUCAGUCCAGAUGGGGUUGCUAUGAAAUAUGGCCCGGACCUCCCCACACUGUCCCCAAGUACAACUUUGGCUCCGUGGGUGACUGUCCUGAAUCCCUGUAACCCAUCAAAAGCUCUCAUCCUACAUGGAAAUCGUCUUGGCCGGUGGCAUCACAUCUUCCCCCGGCCGCUCAAAGCGUCCCAGAUCAAAUGGAAAUCCCUGUGUAGCCCUGCGGCCGUGCCGCUGACAACCGAAGACUUUCCCACCCCCGACGAAAUGGUAGACGAAUAUAGGGAGAGGACUUAUGUCAUACCCCUACCAGCAGAGAUGGACACCACUGAUCAACCUCGCUCGUUGACUACUGAAUUGGUGGCGUUUCGGCUGUCUCGAGGGUUUCAAGUAGUCGUGGGAGAAGUAAUUGCGUCUAGUGCUCGCAAUGGUGAUACUCCAUCAUCUGUUAAUAUCUUCAAAGAAGACUCACUGGCAUGGGAAGGCUCCAUCAUCUACAUGUCACGAGGAGGUACAAUCCAUCGCCUUACACGAACAAAGCCCGACAGAUUAGAGGUCAAGGUUUUUACGAGGCAUAAUGCUGCCAUUCAGGACGGUGCACAUCUACAUUAUACUCCUCGCAUUCGCUCCAUGCUGGCCGAUGAGUAUGAAGACCAGGCUAUUCUCAUGUCGCCUCAGGAUGGAGGUUUCAAUUGGGAAUACAUUGAUGCUUUCAUAGCCGGUUAUGAGAGGCCUAAGGCAGAGAAGUAUGUCGAGGGAUUACGGCCUUGGCGAGCGCGCUUUGUAUUGAUACCGAUGGAGAAUCCAGCCGAUUCUCGACGCACAAGUAAAUCGAAAGGUCUCACAGAGGAAGAAAUACGGCUUGAAGGCAUCAAGAAACUUACACAGCUAUGGCAGAAAUGUCGGUACGUACUGCCAGAAGACAGGCAAUAUACAAAGACCGCGCGAUUGAAUGACGACGCGAACCCGCUGGAUGUCAGAUAUUUCACCACAAACACCUCAGCUAUCGUGCGCGAGGAACUGGAUAACGCUGCUGGCGAGGACAUGCAUCUUUCACCUGUACAGCUACUCCCCGAAGCUGAGCUUCAUCAGCGGUCUGGGCUCAACACCAAAACUUUGGUUGAAACACUUCAAGGUCCAAAGGGGGUUCGCAUCGUUGACCGCAGGUGGCAUUGGAAGUUGCAUCAUCACUGCCUCAUCGGCUCCGAGCUGACAACGUGGCUUCUAGAAAGUUUCAAAGACAUCAAUAGCCGGGAAGAAGCUUGCGACUUUGGCAACGAGCUCAUGAAAGAUGGGCUGUUCCGACAUGUUGAGAAACGACAUGACUUUCGCGAUGGACACUACUUCUAUCAAAUUGGAGAUGACUACAGAGUCGCUCGGCCCGAAUCAAGAGGUUUCUUCGGUUGGGCUAAAGCGCCUGUUCUUCAGACACCGUUUAAGGAAACCUCAACACAGCAGACGCCGCUUUCUGCGGUCGAAAGCUCUCCUGUCGAAGAGAAGACAAAGUCUGAGAAGAGGCAAGCCAAGGCUUCAGUGAGACAUGGAAGACCAACUGUCGCCUUGGGGAAAUCACUGGUUUACAAUCUCACCCAUAGCCGUCCAAAGACGUCGUACCGAGAGGAGUUGAUGAACUUGCAUUAUGAUCGAUUACAUAACCCUGACGCGUGCUACCAUAUUCGUAUCGAAUGGAUGAACACGACAUCAAAGCUCAUACAAGAUGCAGUCAAUCAUUGGGCGAUGAUCGUUGAAGCGUACGGCCUGCGCCUGAUAGAAGUUCCGAUUGGGGAGGCAUCAUCUAUCAGAAGCAUGCACCCGUUCCGUGCCCCUUACCUUAUCAAUCUUGCUCGAGCGCCACCGGCAAAACUGCCUUCAAAUUACUUCGAGAUCGAAAAGUCGACGGAGAUCAAACGGUCAAAGAGCCAAUUCUACCACCAAGCCAUACUCAAGCGUUUCAAUUACGUCCUUGAUUUUGAAGCUGCCACAGACUUUCCACCCGACGUGGAUGUAAGUUAUUCUUGGGGCAAGCCAGACUAUCGCUAUCCCCAAUACAUCCACAGAUCAGGCCUUCUUAUCGCCCAGAUAGAUGAUGACGGCAGCUUUCUAGUGCUCGCCAAUCGCCUCUACAACAACAAGAGUGCAAGCGCACGGGCCAAGCCUAGUGGUGACCUCUCAGACCAUCAACCCGAGCACAGUCCCCUGUCGCAUCGUAAUAAACCACUACGGACCGGUGAUGGGCUAACGCGACGUGCAUCACCGCAAAGCUCCCCAUUUGUAUCCCCAGCUUUGCGUGCAUCGCUUGACAUUCCAAGCAGCACUACACCAGCGAGUCGGAGUCGGUCAGCCAAUACUACGAAGUCACCUACAGCUCACAAUAGCGUCAGUAGCGCUUCUUCUGUCGUCGAUCCAGAACGACUUACUCGAGAAUUUCAAGACUUCUGCAGUAAUGUUGAAGCCUUGGACGCUUUCUAUGCAGAACAACAAAGCAGAACGACUACACCUGGCUCCACGCCAUUCAUGCAAAGCAGCAGGACGCCUAGCCGCGGCCCACAAACGCCAGUCGAAGAAGGUUAUAUCCCGGAUCUGACAUUACCUGGCAGCCUGAAUGAGAGGGGGGGAUGUUCGAUAGGGAGAGAAAAGCGUCUUCCACAUCUGGAGGCAGUCGGGCCAGGAGUGGUAGCCCAAGAUCUAGAAAGGUGGAAAGAAAAGUUAGCAUUGAGAGGAGUCCGCUGA
Bacidia gigantensis is the source of this 5373-nucleotide messenger RNA. RefSeq lists its product as uncharacterized. Gene Ontology annotation, molecular function: GTPase activator activity. Gene Ontology annotation, biological process: positive regulation of autophagy; negative regulation of TORC1 signaling; intracellular signal transduction. Gene Ontology annotation, cellular component: GATOR1 complex. The coding region runs from base 1 to 5373 and encodes 1790 amino acids. Lineage: Eukaryota; Fungi; Ascomycota; Lecanoromycetes; Lecanorales; Ramalinaceae. The transcript has a single exon. The record is from RefSeq and is a predicted model, not a curated record.